Balearica regulorum gibbericeps (East African grey crowned-crane) is the source of this 1560-nucleotide messenger RNA. NCBI's taxonomy places the organism in Eukaryota, Metazoa, Chordata, Aves, Gruiformes, Gruidae. The record is from RefSeq and is a predicted model, not a curated record.
GUUGGUUCUAGCAACAUGGAGGAUGAUGUCAGCUUGAAGUUCCGUCAGCAGCUUCUCCUUAUUGAUGAAAAUCUGGUGUCUGAAGAUGUAGCAGCUUUAAAAUUUCUCUGUACUGACUUGCUCCCCUUCAGAAAACUAGAAGGUGUGAAGUCAGCAGUGGACAUCUUUCAGCUUCUCAUGGCUGAAGAAUAUCUGAAUGAGGAAGAUACUUUCCUACUAGCUGAACUCUUAUACAGAAUUAAAUGUCACUCCUUGCUCAAUAAACUUGGUUAUACCAAGGAGAAAGUGCAAGAAUGCCUGCAUGAAAAGGGAAGAGUGUCUCCAUAUAGGCAGAUGCUGUAUGAAUUGUCAGAGAACAUUACUGAUGAGAUGUUGAAGGAUAUCAUAUUCCUCCUGCAAAACUGUCUUCCAAAGCGACGGAUAACUCUUUCUGCUCUGGAAUUGCUGAUUUUAUUGGAAAAACAAGGCCUUUUAACUGAAAACAAUGUACAGAUGCUGGAAGAAGUCUGUAUGAAUGUUUCACCUGAUCUCCUGGAAACAGUAAACUGCUACAAAAGGGCAAAAGUGUCUCUGCCUCAGCAGGAGAACAGUGUGCCAGUCAAGGAAUCUUCACUGUCUCACACUGGACACAUCAGAGUAUUCUCUUCCCCACAGGAGACCUCAAUCAAACCUGUCAAUUCUAAUAUCAAUGAUUACAAAGCAGCUAAUCUUUUACAAUGGUCCCCUGAAAUGAAGCUGGAGCUGUCUGGAGAAUUCAGCAAUAUAGAAAAUGAAUCCAAGAAAAUGACAAGCUACAAAAUGGAUGGACCGCACAGAGGGUUUUGUCUUGUUAUUAAUAAUGUUAACUUUGAAAGGUCUCUUCAGGAGAGGAAGGGUUCUUGCAAAGAUGCUGAGGAACUGAGGCGAGUAUUCACAUGGCUUGGUCUGGAUGUGAGGACCUACACAGAUCUGACGGCUCAGGAGAUUAAAGAACUCAUGCGAACUUGGCAGUGUUGGCAAGAUCACAAAGACAGGGACUGUUUUAUAUGUUGUAUUCUAUCUCAUGGAGAGUCAGGAGCAAUCUAUGGGAAAGAUGAGGAACUUGUAUCAAUCCGCAUGAUCAUGUCCCACUUCACUGCCAAACAAUGUCCACAGCUGGCUGAAAAACCCAAACUCUUCUUUAUCCAAGCAUGCCAGGGUAAAGACAUACAGUGUCCUGUCUAUGUUGAAGCUGAUGCACAAAUUCCUGACUUGUCUUCCAUGCAACAGAACAUUUCUCCUUCUGAAAGUAUUCCUGAAGAGGCUGAUUUCCUCCUAGGCAUGGCCACAAUUGACGGAUAUGUCUCUUUCCGGCACGUUCAACAGGGUACUUGGUAUAUUCAGGCCCUGUGCAGCAAGCUACAGUUGUUGGUACCAAGGGGUGAAGAUAUUUUGUCAAUUCUUACAGAAGUUAAUGAAGAUGUGGGCAAACGUGUUGACCGCUUGGGGACAAAGAAGCAGAUGCCCCAACCAGCAUAUACCUUAAGAAGAAAAUUUAUAUUUCCCAUACCUAGAGACCCUCCUCCUUCACAGCAACAUUGA